This is a messenger RNA of Formica exsecta, 1638 nucleotides long. RefSeq lists its product as uncharacterized. The coding region runs from base 210 to 1229 and encodes 339 amino acids. Lineage: Eukaryota; Metazoa; Arthropoda; Insecta; Hymenoptera; Formicidae. The record is from RefSeq and is a predicted model, not a curated record. The transcript has 2 exons.
GACGUCGAUGUGAAGUGUAUAUUUCUCUGUAGAAGAAAGUCACUUUCAACAAAAUUUUCGAAGCGAAAUCAAGAUAGAGUUGUCUUAAGACCACACUCUAUUAUAAUUUUUCUAAAUAUUUCUAUAAAAUUCUGCUGCAAAUAAGAGGCCUUAUAAUUCGGGAAGACAAGUGUUUCUGGAUUUUUUAUCGUAUUUCUCUCUCUUUCAAGAUGACGCCUACGUUCUGUUGGGUGUUCCUGUUGGCGUUGGUGGGCCGCGCCGCGAGCAUGCCGCAGCCUCUCGUGGUGGACGCCUGCGCUCUCAUCUGCAACCCCGGAGCAGAAACCGAGUCCGAACGAGAGCGGGAUCCGAAGCUAUAUCCUCGAUAUCCCAAGGUGAACUGCAAGCUCCAGUCCGACUCCGAAGAGCAUCAGGCGUGGGUUCUUGCCAGCCACUGCUUGAAACUGUGCAAUCGCGAGUUAACAUUUGCCUCGGAAGCUAAUUGUUUCGCUCUGAGAUCAUCCCUCGGAGCAAACUUAGGAUGUUAUUGUGAAGCUUUCACACCCUUGAGCCCAAACACUAUGCGCCUCUACGAAAGUUGGAGGCUCAAUUUCUUAGUGAAGGAGCUGGCGAAUGACAUCCUCAACGUAAUCGCCAAUUCACCUCUCGAUAAAAUAAUCCUAUGUAAUAUUCACGAGGAAUUAUUCUCCAACAUUCAGUUGGCAAAAACGGAGAACGGAAAUCUUGUGAGUUGUUACAAUGAAACCUCUGCGUCUAGUAAAUCAAAUGAAACGGCCUCUGAAUCACUCCCUGCACCCUCUGCUCUUCAUGGCACGGCAGAAGACACAGGAGAUUGGAGAGAUGCAAUAGCGGAAAAUACAACACCGUAUAGUGAAGAUUUAAGCACACACAGACGGGAAAGGCGGGAUAAUCAUAGAACCAUGGAGAAUGAAAACCAGCCAGAAGAGGGUCACACAGAAGAGAACACAGAAGAGCACAUAGAAGAACCAGUAACAGAAGAGAUGAACAUAGAGGACGGAAGAGAUGUGGUGGAUAAUGAGAGACAUCCUAGAGAGGUCGAAGAAACGAGCGAGCCAAUAUCGUUGUUCGACAAAAUGUGCGAUCAAUGCGCCGAAUACUGUAGAGAGAAAAAACCCUCUAAGGUCAGGAUGUUCUGUAAUUGUGAAAUGGUCAAAACGGAAUGUAAGAAUAACCAUGUUAGAGGUGACCUAGAUGACCUAGGUGAUUGAGAUGAUCUAUGGUAAACUAAAAUAAGUUGAAUUUAUAUAUUUCGCGUAGAUUAAUCGAAUUACGGUAGAGUCCGUUAUAUUAAAAUCAAUUCUAGCCAUAAUCAGAGAGAUUUAUAAGAAAGAAAUGAUAAUUUAAAGCAUGUACAAUUCUUUUGUUAUUUAAAUUGAGUUCUCUCCUGAUGACUCAAUAUUUAUAAGGAAUUUUGAUAAGCUACAUAAAUUUAAAAAAAUUAUUAUUUAAUAAUUGUAAUAUUUUAUAGUAUGCGUAAUUUUAAGAGUUGCAUAAUUUGUUAUUAAAUCUUAACAACAAUCUUAUUCGAUAGCGCUAUAUAACAAUAAUCACAACGUCAACUAUAAUUGGUAAUUAUUUUGUUUUUGUAAAAUAAAGAGAUUUGCUAUCUACUACAUA